Rhinolophus ferrumequinum (greater horseshoe bat) is the source of this 4002-nucleotide messenger RNA. It is a transcript of the gene CHST12, whose product is annotated as carbohydrate sulfotransferase 12. NCBI's taxonomy places the organism in Eukaryota, Metazoa, Chordata, Mammalia, Chiroptera, Rhinolophidae. Gene Ontology annotation, cellular component: membrane. The record is from RefSeq and is a predicted model, not a curated record. Gene Ontology annotation, biological process: proteoglycan biosynthetic process; carbohydrate biosynthetic process. Bases 226 to 1488 code for a protein of 420 amino acids. The transcript has 2 exons. Gene Ontology annotation, molecular function: sulfotransferase activity.
GGCCCCUCCGCCGGCCACGACUUCUCGCGAGAAGAGGACCGGGAGGCAGGGCUCCGGAGCCGGGGGCGGGGGCGGGGCCGGCGGAGGGGCGGCCUCUGGAGGGUCCGCGGUCGCAAGGCGGCGGCGGCGGCGGCGGCGGCGAGGUUCCUGAGCACAGUGUCCAGCCUCUACAUGAAGCUGAAGUGACCGGAUCCAGGUGACAGGGCCCCGCCCACCGGGGACAGCAUGACCCAGACGCGGCUCUUCCGCCUGUGGCUGGUCCUGGGCUCGGUGCUCAUGAUCCUCGUGAUCAUCGUGUAUUGGGACAACGUGGGCACCGCCCACUUCUACCUGCACACGUCCUUCUCCAGGCCACACCCCCUGGAGCCCCGCCCCACACCCGGCCGAGGGGCGGAGCGGGAGUCGGCGUCAGACGCCGGCGAGGUUUUGGAGCAGCUGCUGGGCGCCGGCCCCAGGCGGGCGGCUGCCGCCUCCGGGACACAGACGGAGGCGCCCCCGCCGCCGGCGUCCGGCAGGCCUGCGCUCGGCAACAUGGAGGAGCGCGUGCGGGGCUACGACUGGUCCACGCACGACGCGCAGCAGAGCCCGGACCCCGACGGGCGGCAGGCGGCGCGCAGGAGCGUGCUGCGCGCCUUGUGCGCCAACGCCAGCUUCGUGUUCCCCAGCAAGGAGCGCUCCUUCGACGACAUCCCCAACUACGAGCUGAACCACCUCAUCGUGGACGACCGCCACGGCGUCAUCUACUGCUACGUGCCCAAGGUGGCCUGCACCAACUGGAAGCGCGUGAUGAUCGUCCUGAGCGAGAGCCUGCUGCAGCGCGGCGCCCCGUACCGCGACCCGCUGGACAUCCCCCGGGAGUACGUGCACAACUCCAGCACCCACCUCACCUUCAACAAGUUCUGGCGGCGCUACGGCAGGUUCUCGCGCCACCUCAUGAAGGUCAAGCUCAAGAAGUACACCAAGUUCCUGUUCGUGCGCGACCCGUUCGUGCGCCUCAUCUCGGCCUUCCGCAGCAAGUUCGAGCUGGAGAACGAGGAGUUCUACCGGAAGUUCGCCAUCCCCAUGCUCAGGAUGUACUCCAACCACACCAGCCUGCCCGCGUCCGUGCGCGACGCGUUCAGCGCCGGCCUCAAGGUGUCCUUCAGCAACUUCAUCCAGUACCUGCUGGACCCCCACACCGAGAAGCUGGCUCCCUUCAACGAGCACUGGAGGCAGGUGCACCGCCUGUGCCACCCCUGCCAGAUCGACUACGACUUUGUGGGGAAGCUGGAGACGCUGGACCAGGACGCCGCCCAGCUGCUCAGGCUCCUGAAGGUGGACAAGCUGCUCCACUUCCCCCCGAGUUACCGGAACCGAACUGCCAGCAGCUGGGAGGAGGACUGGUUUGCUCAAAUCCCCCUGGCCUGGAGGCGGCAGCUUUACAAGCUCUACGAAGCUGACUUUGUUCUCUUUGGCUACCCCAAGCCCGAAAACCUCCUUAGAGACUGAAGGCCUUAGGGGAACGUGGCGAUCACCAAAAACGCAAUAAAACAGCGCGCUUGGAUUGUUAGUUUAAAACACUGCAGGGUCUGCUGCACCGCCGCCAUGUUCCCGAGGAUGCAGCCGUGGGUUGCCACAUGCAGUUUUUAUGGCCUCUUUUCCCUCCCAGUUAACACAUGGCAGAAUGCCACGAUGCUCCGGUCGGCAGGGCGGCUGGAAACCCUGCAGCGGACCACACCCACACUCCGGUUUUUAAAACUACCAACGAUUUUGCAAUCUAGACUUAUUGUUUACUCCACUGCCUGUAUGAAUUGAGUACUGUGUUAAUAUUGUUUUUUAAGAUUAAUAUAUUUCAGAUAUUUAAUAUGAGAAGGGGAGGAGGAAAUGACGGAGUAAACGUCACAUCUGCUCCUUCUGCCUGUUCUGUGCUUAUUCUGGUGGAGCGAGAAACAAAGUACCGGGCUCUGUGUGAUGUAAUGCCUGGUGGUUAGUCAACUCAGGGAGGGGACGUUUUGUGGUUGUCUUCAGCCAAAGGAGGAACCCCAGUUGGAAAUCAGACCUGACCUGUAUUUGUUAAAGCAUAACGGACAGGUGCUUCCAAAGCGAGUGCUCUUUUAUUUGGGGAUGUAGCAGAAAAGGGAAAGUGGUUACAUAGGGUUUAUGUUUGAGCUCGAGCCAAACGUAAGCCAUGCUUCGAGGUCACAGUUGCAGAGGUAGGAUUCCAGGGCCAGCGGUUCCUUUUUGUGGGCGUAGGACUUGCAGUGGCGGGGAUGGUGUGGGUAGGAGUCUCUGCCUCCAGCAAGGAGAGGCUCCACGUGGUUUCCAUUGCAAGCCUGGCUGGUUGGGCUUGGCUCCUAUGACGUCCGCCCUUAAGGACGUCCCUGACACCGGGGUCGGUGGUCCUGACUUGGUAACGCCAUCUACUAGUCCAGGAAGGCUCUUUCUGAACACCUGGUUCAAACUCCUUUGUGGUUUUUGCUGUGAACGCAUAAUUGGUGAGAAGUGUGCAGUCAUUUUGUGGUAUUUGGGCCUCCCGUGUACCCAUCUGUAGUAUUGGGUCCUCGACGCCCAUUUCCUGAAGAGCUGGCAGCGGGCUUAGAAGCCUCCACUCGUGUCUCCUUGCUCUUGCUGUCUUGUCUGAGCAUGUGGCCUCUGGGUAUGAGGUGAGCAGCUCAGUUUACACUCGGGGCCCUGCGGUGUUAGAAACCACCUCCCUCCUUUUGAAGCCCCCCUUCUUUUUAUAAAACUAUCAUAGCAGAUAUUCAGACUUGCAGAGCCCAGUUUCAGAACACUUGUCUGAAGAGCCAUCGUCACUUUGGAAGUCUGCCAGGAUACCUGUUCACACAGUUGUCUGCGGCACCUUGUGUGCUGGGCUGUAGCUCACCAACCCAACAAGGUGGCUCUGCCUCGGGGGGACUCUGUGGCCUUAAGUGUGACGUGAGAUCCCAGGCCAGCGGGCUGAGCGCCUCCAAGGUCUGCAUCAGAGGAGUGAGAGGUGAGGCAGGCUUCCUGAGGAAGAUGGCACCUGAGCUCAGCCUGAGGUUGGAGAAGGCUUUGCCAGUCAGACAGGUGCGUGACCCCAGCAAAAGUGCAGGUGCAUGUGAGCAGCACGCGGUAGACGUCGUUCAUUGCUGAGUAUGUCCGUGUGUCACUUUGUCUCUGAAGCCCAUGUGUUGUUAGUGUCCUUUUCUCGGGGGGUUGGGGGGGCACCCAGUGGCAGAGACUAGGUAGAGGCAGGGUUUGGAUCCGGGUGUGUUGCAGGCCUGGUGCGCUUCCCUGCCUCCCUAUGGGUGGGCAGGGGUCGUACGUGCUUAGAGGAGGGCUAGUGGAGAGCCAGUGCCUUUUGGGCGCAGACCCAGGAGUGGAGUCGCUGGGUGAUACCUGACCUGGUGGCUUUAGGAGCUGAGUCAGUGUGGGGAAACCUGCAUACGUCACUGGCACCUUUGUCUUGAGUCAUGUAAGAUAAACACAGGGCCAGAGGUGAGCUUAGAGAAGGUCCUGGGAAAACAGGACUGCGUGGGGUUCGGUCUCCUCCACAGGGACUGGCUACUCUGGGUCUUGGUCACCGGAUGAAGCUGCAUAGCUGCCGUUCUUCAAAACAGGCCGUAUGUUUAAGGUGAAUAAUGUAAGGAUUUGAAUAUCUCUCCAGCCACCUUCGGCGUGCUCGUGGCCUCCACCUCUGUUCCUAUUUUCUCACUGAAAUGUGUGUGUUUCCAGAAUGUUCAGACGUGUCAAAACUCACUGGGCUGUGGGCUCACUAAUGGCAGUGCCAUGUAUCCUUCCUUUCUUCAUCCCUGGUGAAGGGGGCCCCCCUUAACCCCUGUUCCGGGGUGUGUGCCCGAGAACUCGUUCCUCUUCUUUGUCAUUUCCCUGAUCCACAGAAUAACAUCUUGGAGAGAAAUUUGUCUCUAUAUGGUUUGUGGUACAAAAUCCUCUGUGUCAUCGCCGAGCCCCAGCAUGGCCACCAGGGCACUGCUUGUCACAGCCAAGGAGACGGAGGGGGGAGACUCGUCCAGCAGCCGG